AUGUUUUACAUAUUUUAUACCACAAUAUGUUUUGCCUCAUUAUUUCAUCCCAGCUCUAAUGCUGUGUUGUUUCCAGAGCCUGAACUGAGAGUGGUGCUGGUGGGUCAGGAGAGAGUGGGGAAGAGUUCAGCAGGAAACACCAUCCUGGGAAAGAAGGAGUUUGACUGUAAGUUCAGUGCCAGACCUGUGACGCUGAGCAGUGAGCGGAGAGAAGGUCUUGUUCUGGGUCGUAGUGUCAGCGUUGUCGACACUCCUGGGCUCUUCAGCACUGAGCUAAGAGAGGAGAUGGUGAGAGCAGAGCUGGAAAAAGCAGUACAGCUGAGCUCUCCGGGUCCAUGCGUCUUCCUCCUCACCCUCCAGCUCGGAAGAUUGACUGAACAAGAACAGAAAGGCCUGGAGACACUGAUGACAAUGCUUUCCCCUGCAGUAGCUGAUCACACCAUGUUGCUGUUCACUUACGGAGACCGACUGAAAGAUACCGACAUAGAGCAGUUCAUCAGAGGGGACGAGAACCUGCAGAAGCUGCUCAAGAAAUGCAGCGGCCAGUACCAUGUGUUCAACAACAGAGAGAUGGGAAACACUGAUCAGGUCAAAGAGCUCUUUGACAAAAUUGAUUCCACCUUCAAGGGAGAAUACUAUACUCUCCAGCCAGCCAGCUAUGUGACAUUUCAGAAGAAGUUAGUGAGGUGGAUCUCAAUGCCAGUGGGAUAUAACUGGAAUUUCAGGUCUAGAGCUUUUAGGUGGAUUUCCUUUUUGGUCGUUGUUUGUGGUGUUUUUUAUACUGUCCGUUGGAUCAUGAGAUGGGGAGAGAGAGAUGAUGAGAUUGAGUCAAUGCUUAUGUUUUACAUAUUUUAUACCACAAUAUGUUUUGCCUCAUUAUUUCAUCCCAGCUCUAAUGCUGUGUUGUUUCCAGAGCCUGAACUGAGAGUGGUGCUGGUGGGUCAGGAGAGAGUGGGGAAGAGUUCAGCAGGAAACACCAUCCUGGGAAAGAAGGAGUUUGACUGUAAGUUCAGUGCCAGACCUGUGACGCUGAGCAGUGAGCGGAGAGAAGGUCUUGUUCUGGGUCGUAGUGUCAGCGUUGUCGACACUCCUGGGCUCUUCAGCACUGAGCUAAGAGAGGAGAUGGUGAGAGCAGAGCUGGAAAAAGCAGUACAGCUGAGCUCUCCGGGUCCAUGCGUCUUCCUCCUCACCCUCCAGCUCGGAAGAUUGACUGAACAAGAACAGAAAGGCCUGGAGACACUGAUGACGAUGCUUUGCCCUGCAGUAGCUGAUCACACCAUGUUGCUGUUCACUUACGGAGACCGACUGGAAGAUACCGACAUAGAGCAGUUCAUCAGAGGGGACGAGAACCUGCAGAAGCUGCUCAAGAAAUGCAGCGGCCAGUACCAUGUGUUCAACAACAGAGAGAUGGGAAACACUGAUCAGGUCAAAGAGCUCUUUGACAAAAUUGAUUCCACCUUCAAGGGAGAAUACUUCACUCUCCAGCCAGCCAGCUAUGGUGAGAUCAAGGUCCUUUCCAGAGACAUCGAGGCUCUUCAGCUGAAGAACCAGCAGAUGAAACAGCACUAUGAAGCUGUGAUCUCAGCUGAGGAAAAGGACCAAGAGGCCAUGCUGCUGGAAAUCCAAGAGCUUAAGGAUGAGCUGCAGAGAGCUGAUGCCAUGAAGAAAGUGACCUGCCCCGCCACAGUGGAGGCACUUUCUCAACAACUGGAGGAGACAAACAGGAAGCGCUCAGCUGAAAGGCUGAUGCUCCUCAUGGUGGAACAGGAGCUAGAAGAUCUCCGGCAGCAGCUGCAGACAGAGAAAGCCUUGAGGGUGCAGGCAGAGACUGAAAAACUGGAGGCUGUGGAGAUCGCUGAGGCCCUUUUCCACAAAGUGGAAGAGCUACAGAGCUUCUCAGAGGAGUGUUCAGCUGAGAGCCGGCUGCUUUCAGUUGAGCUCAAAUCAGAGAAAGCAAAACAGGACCAGUUUCACCAUGAAAUUCUGGGGCUGCAGCAAAUGCUCCAGGACGAAAAGGACCUGAGGAACCAGGCGGAUGCCAACAACCUCAAGGACUUUGAGCUGGUGGAGUUGGUCUGUCAGGAGUUGGACCAUCAGCUCCACAGAGAGAGGGAACUGUUGGAGGAGGCAGAGAGCAGCAAAGUGGAGGCCAAGAAAAUUGAGCAGAUGUUGUUCCAGCAACUGGAAGAGGCUCGAACGGUCACUGAAAAGCUUUCAGCAGAGAGUCAGACGCUCGCUGACAAGCUGAGAAAGGAGGAAAAAAGACAGGAAGCUCUCCUUCAAGACAUCACGGAGCUUAUGCAUGUGCUUGAUAAAGAAACAAUGUUGAGAGUCCAGGCAGAAAACUACGAAUUGGAGGCCAUCAAGGUUGUGGAGAUUCUCCAAAAGAGACUUGAUCGACAUAGAGCGAGGUCGUCUGCCAGGACGAGGACUUCCUGUGGCAGCAGGAUCUUUUUAUGUUGUUUCGGAAGAAGAGCAACAAAAAGAAAAAGCUGA
Molecule: messenger RNA, 2496 nt
Organism: Thunnus maccoyii (southern bluefin tuna)
Lineage: Eukaryota; Metazoa; Chordata; Actinopteri; Scombriformes; Scombridae
Exons: 3
Coding region: 1-2496 (831 amino acids)
Molecular function (GO): GTP binding
Source: RefSeq, a predicted model, not a curated record